UCAACACUUGUAAUUUUUGAACAUUGAAAAAAUGUUUUUGGUUGCUCACUCCUCCUCCUUCCGCCCACUCAGCAACAAGCUUUCUCCUCGGUAGUUUGCUGAACUUUCUCUACAGGACGCUCGCCUGCGCCUGUCACGGUCAUCCUCCGGCAUUUUUCUCUUUUUCCGUCGGCUGGAAGUCACACUUUUCGGGGGUUGAGUUUUUGUUUUGCCCUGCGUCGAGCUCCCGAGGGACCAUUCAAGGGCAAAAACCAUCCGGAGGAGGAGGAGGGCUUUCUCGCUUCAAGAAAAGUCAACCAUGGAGGUUCCCGGCAUGCAGAGUUCUCAGAUCGAUCCAGAAGAAUUAUUCACCAAACUGGACCGCAUCGGCAAAGGAUCGUUUGGCGAGGUGUUCAAAGGCAUCGACAACCGCUCGCUCAGCGUGGUGGCCAUCAAGAUCAUCGACCUGGAGGAGGCCGAGGACGAAAUCGAGGACAUCCAGCAGGAGAUCACCGUGCUGAGCCAGUGCGACAGUCCCUACAUCACCAAGUAUUACGGCUCCUACCUCAAAGGCAGCAAAUUGUGGAUCAUCAUGGAGUACCUCGGUGGCGGUUCUGCACUCGACUUGCUUCGCGCGGGUCCCUUUGAUGAGUCCCAAAUCGCCACCAUGCUGAAGGAGAUCCUGAAGGGUCUCGACUACCUCCACUCUGAGAAGAAGAUCCACAGAGACAUCAAAGCCGCCAACGUGCUCUUGUCGGAGCACGGCCAGGUGAAGCUGGCCGACUUCGGGGUGGCCGGUCAGCUGACGGAUACGCAGAUUAAGCGCGAGACCUUCGUGGGGACGCCUUUCUGGAUGGCGCCCGAAGUCAUCCAGCAGUCUGCGUACGACUUCAAGGCGGACAUUUGGUCGCUGGGCAUCACGGCCAUCGAGCUGGCCAAGGGGGAACCGCCCAAUUCGGAAAUGCACCCCAUGAGGGUGCUCUUCCUCAUCCCCAAGUCGCCUCCACCGACGCUGACGGGCGACUUCUCCAAGAGCUUCAAAGAGUUCACCGAGGCCUGCCUCAACAAGGACCCCGCCUUUCGUCCCACCGCUAAGGAGUUGCUCAAGCACAAGUUCAUCGUCAAACACUGUAAGAAGACGUCCUACCUGAGCGAGUUGAUCGACAGAUACCGAAGGUGGCGGGAGCAAGGGCACAGCGACAGCAGCCCCGACGACUCAGACGGCGAGUCCAGUGACAAAAAGGACGGCGACUCCCCCGAGUGGAGCUUCACGACGGUGCGCAAGCGCAAGACGGACCAACGGCCGCACAUCAACGGCCAGCUGAGGAGAGAAGGACAAACCGCCGAGAGCACGUCCUCCAGUCUCGGCACCGUCAUCGCGCCCGUCUUCACCGAGUUGAAGCAGCAGUACAAGGAGCACUCGGAAAAGCGGUUGGCCAUCGAAGAGCUGGAACAUAACAUCCGACUGACCGAGGACGCGUGUCCCGGCAUCACCGAUCGGAUGGUGACGCACGUCGUUGCCAGGUUCAAUGCCAACUAAGGACAAAUGGGAAGUGGACGCGGUGAUGAGAGACUGUGUCUCAACAUGGCCACGCUUGCAAACUGGAGAGCUGCUGUGCAAUGUCUCCACACACACACACACACACACACACACACACACACACACACACACACAUUUUACUUCACUGCUGCUGGACAAAGAACUCUCUCUGCUUGUUCGAAUCCCGCAGCAUGGCUUUACCCUUUGUUGAUUUGUAGACAUAAAAAUUUGCUCCGUAGCACUUGACAAAGAUGAUAUGCCAAUCUUAUUAUUGUUGUUUAGAAUGUUUUGUUGUUGUCAAUCAACACUUUGAUCCCAACCACGUCAUUCGCAGACAAACCAAACUGGAAUCAACGAGAGCGGAAAUGCUUGUCAAGUGUUGCUGACAGUUUGAACCAAAGACGAUCUGAACCUUGCUCAUUGUAUAUAUUCUUUUGAUAUGUAUAUCAUAAGGGAUCUUACUUAGCGGGAACCAUCUACAAGUUUUUGGAGGAAUGCUUUUCUUUUUAGCGGGACGUAGAGUUUUAUGAAUAAAUAUUUAAACUUGAUUAAAAAUACUGUUACGUCCA
Messenger RNA from Hippocampus comes (tiger tail seahorse), 2088 nucleotides. RefSeq names its product serine/threonine protein kinase 26. NCBI's taxonomy places the organism in Eukaryota, Metazoa, Chordata, Actinopteri, Syngnathiformes, Syngnathidae. Gene Ontology annotation, cellular component: Golgi apparatus; cytoplasm. The transcript is spliced from 11 exons. Gene Ontology annotation, molecular function: protein serine/threonine kinase activity; ATP binding. Bases 299 to 1519 code for a protein of 406 amino acids. Gene Ontology annotation, biological process: negative regulation of cell migration; protein phosphorylation. The record is from RefSeq and is a predicted model, not a curated record.